Messenger RNA from Rosa rugosa (rugosa rose), 1521 nucleotides. RefSeq lists its product as uncharacterized. The record is from RefSeq and is a predicted model, not a curated record. The coding region runs from base 1 to 1521 and encodes 506 amino acids. The transcript is spliced from 3 exons. Lineage: Eukaryota; Viridiplantae; Streptophyta; Magnoliopsida; Rosales; Rosaceae.
AUGCAUAUAGAAAAGAACAUUUGUGAUAAUGUUCUUUUCUCAAUAUUAGGAGUUGCUGGAAAGUCUAAGGACAAUUUGAAUUCUCGUCGUGAUCUGGAACUUAUGGGAAUUAGGGAGCAGUAUCAUCUAAAGAGGAGAGAGUCCGGUACAGAGUAUGCUGAUCCAGCUGAGUUUGAGAUGAACAAUAAGGGGAAAGAUAUCUUCUUUUCAGCCUUAUCAGGAUCACGAAUGCCAGAUGGAGCUGCUUCCAAUAUUGCACGUCGAGUACGUUUACAUGAUCGUAGUAUUGGAGGUCUUAAGAGCCACGAUAACCAUAUUCUAUUGCAGCAACUUAUUCCUUUAUUUAUACGAAGUUCUUUACCAGAGAAUGUGGUUCAGGCAUUGAUUGAUCUGGGUAGUUUUUUUAAACAGUUAUGCUCAAUGGAUAAUUGUGCAGCAGAUCUAGAAAAGGCUCGUGCUCAUAUAGUGCUGACACUUUGUGAACUUGAGAAGAUAUUUCCGCCAUCAUUCUUUGAUAUAAUGGAGCAUUUACCAAUUCAUUUAGCUGAUGAAGCAUUAAUUGCUGGUGCUGUAAUUUUUCGGUGGAUGUACCCUAUUGAGAGGUAUCUACUGACCUUGAAGGAAUAUGUGCGGAAUCGGGCUUGUCCUGAAGCAUCAAUGGCUAAAGGUUAUUUGAUGGAAGAGUGCAUGAACUUCUGUACUCAGUAUCUCAAUGAUGUGGAAAGCAAGUUUAAUAGACCAGCAAGGAAAAAAAAUGAUGACGAUAUAAACAAGGGAAAAGACUUUGUACUUGAGGAAAUUACUCGGACACAAGCUCAUCGAUGGAUCUUAUUCCAUACAGAGGCAGUCACACCAUUUCUCAAUGAACAUCUUAUUACUAUUCGACGACAAUUUCCUGCUGCAAAUGAACACUAUGUUCAGAGAGUUCAUUUUCGGAAAUUUGCAAACUGGUUUAAGGAGCAUGUUAUCAAUUUGCAAAGAACAAGUUCUGUAUUGUUAUCAGAAGAAGUUAUUGCUUUGUCUAAUUCUCCUAGUCCAUCAACAAAGAGAUUGACUUCUUACAAUGCGAAUGGGUUUUUCUUUCGAGUGAAAAGUCUUGAUAAUCAUCGCUCAACACAGAAUAGUGGUGUAACUUUACAAGCAGACAAGAAUCUUUCUAUUGACUCUUCACCAUACUAUGGGAGAUUGACAGAUAUUAUCAAAAUCUCUUAUGGUAUUGAUAUCAAAUAUGUUUUGUUUAAGUGUGAUUGGGUUAAUCCUGCUACAGGUAUAAAGUUAGACCAUUUUAACUUUCCUUUAGUUAACUUCAAGCGUUUGUUGUACAAAAAUGAUUGCAUAGGGGAUGAACCCUUCAUAUUGGCAUCUCAAGCUCAUCAAGUUUGGUAUGCUCUAGAUCCUUCAGGGCAAGAAUGGCUGAACGUUGUUGACAUGCCUUCAAGAGACUUAUCCCUUGUGCAAACUAACAAUACUGAAGAAGCUGGUAUUUCAAGCGAGUCAAUGGAUGUUGAAAUGGAUGAUUGA